GGCAUUAGGUUAGUCGAAUACAACGACAAAGAACAGUUGCACUUGCAGUUUUCCUCGGUGACAAUAAUUUGUUUUCCUAAAUAGAGGGGCGACGUUUGACCAGUUCAUUAGAUAUUUGUUGGUGUAUUCGAUUACAAGUUAGUUAUUGUCCGAAACAAACUGUGACAAUUGUGUAGACGAGUUCUAAUCAAAGUUAAAAUGACAGACGCAGAUAUAAAUAGUUAUCCAGACCGGAUUGCGGACUACUACAAGAAUAAAACCCUAUUUAUUACAGGAGGUACAGGAUUCGUAGGAAAAGUUUUGGUUGAAAAACUAUUAAGAUCCUGCAGUGAUUUAAAGAGAAUGUAUUUGUUAAUAAGAUCUAAAAAAGGUAAACGACCGGAAGAGAGGAUUAAAGAUUUGGUUAAUGAUCCACUCUUCGAUUUAUUAAAGAAAACCAGAGGAGCAGAUAUCGUCAAAAAAAUUUUCCCUAUUGCAGGAGACGUAUCUCUACCAGAUUUGGGUAUUUCAAAAAAAGAUCGGGCAACAAUUACGACGGAAACAGAUUUUAUAUUCCACUGUGCGGCAACUAUUCGGUUUGAUGAAUCGUUAAAAAAAGCUGUACUAUUAAACGUUAGAGGGACAAAGCUUAUGUUAGAACUGGCCAAAGAAUGUAAGAAGCUUGCUAUAUUUUCUCACCUUUCGACCUCCUAUUGUCAUCUUCACGAAAGGGUGCUAAAAGAAAAAAUCUAUCCACCUCCAGCUAAUCCACAUCAUGUUAUUAAAACGGUGGAAUGGAUGAAAGACGAUGUAAUUGAUGCUAUUACUCCCAAAAUUUUGGGAGAUAUACCCAAUACAUACGCUUUUACGAAGGCUUUGGGAGAAUCUCUUGUUGCUGACGAAAUGAAUAAUUUGCCAGUGAUUAUUUUGAGGCCAUCCAUAGUAAUUCCUAUAUGGAAAGAGCCGAUUCCAGGCUGGACAGAUAAUAUAAACGGACCAGCAGGUUUGUUAAUUGGUGCUGGAAAAGGAGUAAUCAGAACUAUGUAUUGCGAUUCUGAUGGGUAUGCUGAUUUUCUACCAGUUGAUAUUGGAGUAAAUGCUAUGAUAGUGAGCACUCUGGAUUACCACGUGUAUGAUGGCAUCCGAAGAAUCUACAAUUUAACAAGCUCUGCAGAAUAUAAAAUUUCAUGGUCAGAAAUUAUAGAAAUAGGAAGGGAAGUAAUUGAAACUAAAAUUCCAUUGAACAACGUAGCCUGGUAUCCCGGAGGGUCUUUGAAAAAAUCCAGAUUCGUGCACAAUAUUUGUUUCUAUUUGUUUCACAUGCUACCCGCCAUAUUCGUUGAUGCAUUAUUGACGCUGUUAGGAUAUAAGCCAAUCUUGAUGCGCGUCCAAAAAAGAAUAUCAAAAGGUUUCGAAGUAUUCGAAUACUAUGCCAAUAAUCAAUGGGACUUCGAUAACGAUGGUUCAUUAAAAGCACGCAAACUUUUAAACCCUAGAGAAAAACUAAUAUACAAGUUGGAUGGUGAUGGUAUUGAUUAUGUUGAAUACUUUACUAAUUGUGUACAUUCCACCCGAUUAUAUAUUCUCAAAGAAACUGAUGAUACCAUCCCAGCAGCUAAACGACAUAUGAAGUUAAUGUGGUUUGUUGACAAAUUGUUCAAAUUUGCCUUUAUAUUUGGCAUGAUUUACUUGUUAUGGACAAGGAUUGUGAAGCCUAUUAUGGAGUGGUAGUAUCCAAUAUGGACGAUUAUCUGUUUAAAACAGCGAUCUAAAUACGAACUAUUAUUAUAGACCUGAUAAUUUUAGUAUUAUAAAUAUAUUAUGGUUUUUUAUAAGUAUACAACUUUUUUUUUGUAAAAUAAAAUGUUUAAUCACU
Messenger RNA from Diabrotica balteata, 1855 nucleotides. The record is from the annotation of a GenBank genome assembly. NCBI's taxonomy places the organism in Eukaryota, Metazoa, Arthropoda, Insecta, Coleoptera, Chrysomelidae.